GCUGUUUUGAAUCUCACUCUAGUAUUUUUUUUGAUCGGUGAGAGUUUCGGAUUUUUAGAUACGUAUGUUCAUAUAAUACCUGUAUUUGCAUAUCUGCAUGUAUAGAGUUCCUACGCUUUUGUUUUAAGCCUGGAAUUAUUACAUUUUUACUGCAUCUUAUGAAAGUCAACAAAAGCAAAGGUGGAUGAAAAAUAAAAAAAGUAGCGAAGGUGUAUAUAUUGUAAGUAUAGUGUUUUUUUGUUAUUUACACUCACAGGAGGUGGAGCUUGAUGAAACAAAAGCAAAGGUGGAUAAAGUAAAAGAAGAAAACGAGAAGUUAAAGCUCUUACUCUCUACUGUCCUUGCAGAAUACAACUCUCUUCAAAUGCAUGUCUACAAUGUUAUCCGACAGCAAAAUGAAUCUUCUAUGAAGCUAGACGGUAACGGUAACGGUAACAAUGAGGAUUUGGAUGUAGAUAUAUCUCUUAGGCUUGGAAGAUCAGAGCAUAAAAUAUCCAAGAAAGAGGAAGAAGUAAGGAAAAUUAUUGCGGAAAAUAUUUCUAUUGAGAAAAAGGAAGGGUCAGAAAAGAAAAGAUCGGCACAUGGUUUAGGAUUCAGAAUUCAAAGUUUUGAAGAUCCUAAUACUGAUCAAACCAUGAAGUUUGAUUAUCAUUUUAGAGAGGUUAAGAAUAAGGACGUGGAAAAUAAAUGUUUAUCUUCCAGGAAAGAUUUCAAGACGGCUAGAAAUGAAGAACAUCAUGAGGUUUUGGAAGGACAUGAGCAACCAGGUUUAAAGAAAACUAGGGUUUGUGUGAAAGCCCCAUGUGACGACCCAUCGAUAAACGACGGUUGCCAAUGGAGGAAAUAUGGUCAAAAGACUGCAAAAACGAAUCCUCUUCCACGAUCUUAUUACCGCUGCUCCAUGUCCUCAAAUUGUCCCGUAAGAAAACAGGUGCAGAGAUGCGGAGAAGAUGAUACAUCUGCUUAUAUGACUACAUACGAAGGAAACCACGACCAUCCACUUCCCAUGGAAGCAACUCAUAUGGCUGCUGGAACUUCAGCUGCCGCCUCCUUACUACAAUCUGGCUCCUCCUCUUCAGCAAGCUUGAGCCAUUUCUUCCCUUUUCACCACUUCUCUGUCUCCACCACCAACUCCCACCCCACCGUAACACUUGACCUCACACAACCAAACUAUGAUCCCAAUCAAUUACCAAACCACCCUCUUUCUUCUUCCUCUCUCAGCUUCUCCUCCUCUGAUCAUCCAUCUCCAUCAAACAGUCACACGUUGAGCUUCAGUGGCUUGAGACCACAAGCUCCAUUUACUACAUACUCACAUUUAUCACAUCAAACCAGACUUUCUGGACAGCAGUGACUUUGUAUAUUGGUAUAGAUACAUGUUUUUUUGGUCAUGUAUGGUUUUAAAUUGUCUUAGGCAUCACGGACUUCCAACUCGAAACAAAUAGCAAUGAGUGGAUUAGUCCUUGUCAUUUGUACACUAUACUAAAUUUUAUCUUUUUGUGAGAUCUUCUAACAAUUGCUUGAUCUGGUUUGAAUUAUGUGUGUCAUAUACAGUUUGUAGAUAUUAAAUUUAUAUAGUUAAUGGUGUUGAAG
Molecule: messenger RNA, 1590 nt
Organism: Eruca vesicaria subsp. sativa (arugula)
Lineage: Eukaryota; Viridiplantae; Streptophyta; Magnoliopsida; Brassicales; Brassicaceae
Source: the annotation of a GenBank genome assembly